GACAUGCCACUCCCUCCAUCUCCCUCCCUCUUCUCUCCCUUCCUCUCCCUCUCUCAGUCAGUGUCUUUCCUCCCCCGGUCAGAGGUGGAUUACGCAGCCACUUACGCCAUCACCAUUGGAAUUUAGUGUGGCUUUCCAAGAAGCAAGUCAAGAUAAACAUCGAUUUGCUGAUAUGGUGGACUUUCGUGCAUGAUAAUUAUAUGUGUGAUAUGACAGUGCUUAUCAAAACGACGGAAGCAUGAAAACAAUACCACACAUAAAGUCCUGAUAGAGGACUAAUUGAGCAACCUGCACGUAUACCCAGACCGUGCUUCGUGUUGUGGGCCUUGUGGCAGGUAGUGUGGAGCCAUGGUUGCGGUGGAGGUAGUGGUGACCUUCUUGGUGGUGGUGCUUGCCUAUGCUGCUUACUGGAUCCAACACCGCCGUUACCAGCAUGGCCUCUUCGCUCGCAUGGGCAUCCCGUAUGUCCAGCCUCACCUCAUCUACGGCAGCAUGCACGUUCUGAGGAAGCCCGGUACCCUCACCACGGACACGAUGGGCGAGUGGAUGAAGAAACAUGGAAAGAUCUUCGGGUACUACGUCGGCUGGAAGCCUACGCUGGUCGUUGUCGAUUUAGACCUCAUCAAAAAUAUCCUCAUCAGGGACUUCCACAACUUCAGCAACCGUCCUAAGCUGGUGAUCAACGCCCAACCCGUCAUGAACACGUUGGUGGGCCUGCGUGACCAGCGCUGGAAGGACGUGCGCUCAGUGCUGGGCCCGACCUUCUCCAUGAUAAAGAUGAAGCAAAUGGCCGGGAUCAUGAACGAGAAGAUCAACCUCCUCUUGAAGAUUAUCGAGGAAAAGAGCAGCGCCGGUGAGGCCGUGGAUGUAUACUCCACCUUCCAGGGCCUGACACUGGACGUGAUCAGCGAGUGCGCUCUAGCGAUGAAGACCAACUGCCAGCGCGAACAAAAUAAAGACGAGCUAUUCAAAGCAGUCCGUGAAUUCCUAGUUAACGCCGUCAACCCUGCCGUCUUGUUGGCCCUGUACGUGCCUUUGUUUGCCUCGUUCAUGAGCUUCGUCAGUAAUCGGCUGGCUCUGUCCGGCCGCAUGACCUGCAUGAUCGUGGAGCACCUCAAGGGCGUGAUCGCCAUCCGCCGGCGCGCCGCCAGCAGCGGCUCGGUGGACGUGCUGCAGCUGAUGCUCGACGCCGCUGAGUCACGCCACAGCGAAGCCCCGAGUGACGAAACCACCAAGGAACGGAAUAGACACAAACUGCUCUCAGACGAAGAGAUCAUCGCUAACGCCUGGGUUUUCAUGUUGGGAGGGUUCGAGACCACAGCCAGCUCCCUCACCUACUCCGCCUACCUACUAGCCACACACCCGCAGGAGCAGGAGCGGCUCUACAAGGAGGUGUGCAGCGUGGUCAAGGACAGAGACGGAGCAGCGCUGACUUACGAGGACGUGCAGCAGAUGAAGUACCUGGACCAGGUGUUCAGUGAGUCGCUGCGGCUGUACCCGCCCGUUGUGACCUUCAUCAGUCGGGAGAGUGCCCGCGACUUCCAGCUUGGAGACCUCUUAGUGCCCAAAGACCUUUCUGUAAUGGUUCCCAUCUGGCAGAUACACCGUGACCCUGAGCUCUGGCCUGACCCUCUCACCUUUGACCCAGAGAGGUUCUCUGCAGACAACAAAGCCUCCUCAACAAGACACCCAAUGGCCUAUAUCCCCUUUGGUGCUGGCCCCAGGAAUUGUCCCGGCAUGAGGUUUGCCCAGUUGGAAGCCAAGCUCACUAUAGCCAGGAUGAUAAAGAAAUUCAGGUUGGAGGUUUGUGAGGACACCCCCAUGCCUCUUACCUUAACCAUCCCAACUGUGACCAUCAACCCAACCAAGGAAGUGUUUAUCAAGGCUGUGGUUAGAGGUGCCGCAGAGGAGUAAGUGGUGGACAAAGAGAAGCUCAAUCAUUCAUUCCUUUACCCAAAGAUUAAUGCUUCAUGGUUGACUGAAGGCAGGUAGUAGUCUGUUGAAGUUUUCCUAUUAUCUUUCUUAUUUCUGACUCUAGUAUAUAUUGCCUUUUAUCUGUAUCAGUAGUAAUUGUUAGUUCAUAUAUAGCAUGUAUAUCAUAUAUCUUAACAACAUCAUUCACUCGGAAUAUUGGACAUCAAAAAGGCCUUAUAUUUCUGUUAGAUUUUGAAGAUGCUCAAUUUCCAUCAGUAUUUUAACAUGAUUAUCAAAGGGCAAGGGUUAUGUUUAUCAUAGUCUAUAGAGGAAAUAAGACAGAAGGGAGGGUGGAAAUCACCAGGGAAUAAGUUUAUUGACUAAACUACCUGGUAAUUGUUUGCUAGAAUUUCAACAGGAAGGGCGAAGAAAGUUACACAGGAUAAAAUUGAAGACUGAGGUGGAAAGAAGAAGAUGUUUGGACCAAAUGUUCAAUCUAAGGUGAUGGAUGGGAAAAUGCCAGUACAAGGGGGGAAGGUGUGCUGCACUCAUGGAUCCAGAUACAAGCAUUUGGCAGUACGAUUAGGAGACAAUGGGGGAGGUGUUGCCAAGGCUUGUGGGAGGGUGAAUGGUGAAAGGCAUGAAGUCUACUUCUUUCCUUUGUGGUCCUGUUUCUACACAACAGAAAUGACGAUGGUUAUUGCCAUAAAAUUUUAACUUGUUAUGGAAAAAAUGAGUUAUUAUUAGCUUCUGAAAAUAUACUUAAGGAAAGACUAGGCAGUCAUUGUAAACUGUUAAAUAUGUUGUGUUAACUAGUAUAUUGAUUAUUCUAUACGUAUUUUUAACUUAUAGUUUUAUCUUGACAAUUAUACAAAAACUUAAAAACA
Molecule: messenger RNA, 2801 nt
Organism: Eriocheir sinensis (Chinese mitten crab)
Lineage: Eukaryota; Metazoa; Arthropoda; Malacostraca; Decapoda; Varunidae
Product: cytochrome P450 3A24-like
Exons: 6
Coding region: 349-1914 (521 amino acids)
Molecular function (GO): oxidoreductase activity, acting on paired donors, with incorporation or reduction of molecular oxygen; iron ion binding; monooxygenase activity
Source: RefSeq, a predicted model, not a curated record